Molecule: messenger RNA, 2852 nt
Organism: Anoplopoma fimbria (sablefish)
Lineage: Eukaryota; Metazoa; Chordata; Actinopteri; Perciformes; Anoplopomatidae
Gene: dpagt1
Product: dolichyl-phosphate (UDP-N-acetylglucosamine) N-acetylglucosaminephosphotransferase 1 (GlcNAc-1-P transferase)
Exons: 9
Coding region: 285-1517 (410 amino acids)
Biological process (GO): protein N-linked glycosylation; dolichol-linked oligosaccharide biosynthetic process
Cellular component (GO): membrane
Molecular function (GO): UDP-N-acetylglucosamine-dolichyl-phosphate N-acetylglucosaminephosphotransferase activity
Source: RefSeq, a predicted model, not a curated record
AGUCAGGAUAUGGCUACACAGACGUGGAGUUCAGACUACCAGCAAUAAGCAAAAAUGUGCAUCGAUAACAUGUAAUGCAGGAUGGUAUGGAUUACCACUGGAGCUCGUGGACUUAUUGUUAUUUGACACCGGAGGCACGGAGAUGUGAUACGUUUUAAAAUAACGAUAUGACUUGUUUUUACCUUAGUGUAGACAGCGAUAGCUCGUUCAUCGAUCAACUCUAAGGGGCAACGUCAGAUUAGCUAGAAACGUGAUUUGAUCUAUCAGAAACACACCCGGCUAAAAUGCCUGGAAACAUGUCACCAGUGCCGGUCCUCCCGCUGGUGAUCAACUGUUUCUUGUCUGCACUCGGCUGUAUGGCAACAUUGAAACUCAUUCCUGCUUUCAAAGACCACUUCAUCUCAGCCAGACUGUACGGAAUCGACCUAAACAAAACAUCCAAAAAGGAAGUCCCAGAGUCCCAGGGAGUCAUCAGUGGAACAGUCUUCCUCAUCAUCCUCUUCUGCUUCAUCCCGGUGCCUUUCCUUAGCUGCUUUGUAGGAGAUCAGUGCAAAGGCUUCCCACACGAUGAGUUUGUACAGCUGAUUGGUGCACUUCUGGCCAUCUGUUGCAUGAUCUUCCUGGGCUUUGCUGAUGACGUGCUGAACCUGCGGUGGAGACACAAGCUUCUGCUUCCCACCCUGGCUUCCCUGCCGCUGCUCAUGGUGUAUUUUACCAACUUCGGCAACACGGUCAUCGUGGUGCCCAAGCCCUUCAGAGCCCUGCUUGGGCUGCAUUUGGAUAUGGGUAUUCUCUACUAUGUCUACAUGGGAAUGCUUGCGGUUUUCUGCACAAAUGCCAUCAACAUCCUAGCAGGCAUCAAUGGCAUCGAGUCAGGUCAAGCCCUGUUUAUCUCCGGCUCCAUCAUCGUCUUCAACCUGCUGGAGCUCAGCGGAGAUUACCAGGAUGACCACAUUUUCUCCCUCUACUUCAUGAUACCAUUCUUCUUCACCACAUUAGCACUUUUCUACCACAACUGGUACCCUUCAUCUGUGUUUGUGGGAGACACGUUCUGCUACUUUGCUGGGAUGACGUUUGCUGUAGUCGGCAUCCUGGGACACUUCAGCAAAACAAUGCUGCUGUUCUUCAUUCCUCAAGUGGUUAACUUUGUCUACUCCCUGCCUCAACUUUUUCAUGUCAUACCCUGUCCCAGACACCGGCUGCCAAGGCUGAAUCCAGACACAGGCAAAUUGGGGAUGAGCUACUCUAAAUUCAAAAGAAAGGACCUCUCUAAAUUAGGACACCUCAUUAUGAAGGUGGCAGAGUUAUUAAAGCUGCUAGAGGUGCGAAGAGGCCAGGAGGCAGAUGAUGAUUUUAUUGAGUGCAACAACAUGACGUUAAUAAAUCUGGUCCUGAAAUUACUCGGUCCCACCCAUGAGAGAAACCUCACAGUCAUCAUGCUCAUCAUACAGGUGAUGGGCAGUGUAUUGGCUUUUGGGAUCCGUUAUCAUUUGGUGCGUCUCUUCUACGACGUCUAGACAUCCACUCUGGGAAAGACGACAGAGCAUUGACUGAGAAGAUAUGAUGUUAUUUUAUGGAACUAUUUUACUGGCUUGUGCUUCAUCUGCCUUUUGAUAGGAUCCAUUACCUCACUGUUACUUUUCUGCCUCAGACUCUACAUGCAGUAUAGACCCAGUGCAAGGUUCAAAGCUAUAUUUCACAUCGUACAACAUUUUCACAUACAGUGUACAAACAUAAACAGUAGUACAGUGUGUUUUUAUCCUGCAAUUCAGUAAUUACAAGGAGGAAAAAGUAACUAGGUCUUAAUGAUCUUGUGUGUCCAACCUGAAAGUAUAUUUUUGUACUUGUUUUAUAAAGGUGGGAUGACUUUCGAUUUUCAGGUUAGCCAACAUCAAUGGUUGACGCCACUAAAUUGUUACGAUUUGAUAACAGCUUAUUGGAUGUAGAAGUGCCCUAAAAUAUAUGAAAUGUUCACACUGUGAUCCAUUACUUGACCCGUUGUUGAAGCAAACAUGACUUAGGGAAAAUGUGCCCACUCACACUUCAUUUACCAUGACUAUCAAUCCAUGCAACAUGAGUAAUAUUAAUUAAUAAGUUAAUAUAUAAUUAUUUUCUUUUCUUUUUUUACCUCUGAACAAACGCACACACAAUGUUCAUUGUGAAUAAAAGCAGUGAAGAGAUUAGGCUAUAAUCAGUCUGAAGACCAAGAAUAAGGGGGAGACAGGUAAACAGAGGGGACAUUAGAAAAGUAGUUGUUUCUACCUUUCUUGGUAAUAUAACUGUAUUUUUAAGACAGAUAUUUUCCCCCAGAGGGUUCAGCGGACAGCAAUGUGAAGUAAACUGGCACUGGACUACUUUGCUUAGGAAUGUAAGUACAAGUGAGAAACUGUUUAAUGUGGAGAUGGAAGCCUGAAAUUGAGAAAUUAAAGCUGAGAAAAUGAAAAUAUAAGAUUUUGCCAUCCUUAUUAUUGCUGGUUUAAGAAGUGUUCAGUUUCUUAAUUAGAACGAGCAAGAUGAAAAUGUAUAAAUACUUGACUACAAGUAAAAGUUCUGCAUUCACAGAAAUGCCAAAGAUCAACAGUGGACAUCUUAUUCAUGAUUCUUAAAAAGGAAUGCUAUACUUAUUGUUCAUCUUAUGCUUUGUGUUAAUAAAAAAAUCUGAUAUUUUCAUCAGACCUUUUAGAUGCCUAAAAAAAUUCAGCAUUAAGCAGACUCUCCUUUUUUUUUUUUUUUUAUAGUGUUAGGUGUUUCAACCUCUAACACUGCAUAAACUGUUUUGUAUGUAAAAAUCUUAAUCUGUAAAUUGUAAAUAUAAAUGUCAAAUAAAUGUAGCGGCCUAAAAUGUACCAUAU